AAAAAUUCUCCACUCCCAUUUACAUUCUUGUUUACAAAAGAAAGAAAGAUGGCAGAUGCAGUGGUGAAUUUUCUGGCGGAGAACCUAUUGCAGCUAUUAACUGAUAAUGUAAAGAUGAUUGGAGGUGCAAAGGGAGAGUUAGAGAAUCUGCUGAAAGAAGUUCAACACCUAAAAGGCUUCUUAGACGAUGCUGCAAAAUUACCAAGUGACAGCGAGCAGUGGAAAGUGUUUGUGGAGGAGAUUCAGAAAACGGUACAUAGAGCUGAGGAUACCAUUGAUAAGUUCGUGGUUCAGGCGAAGCUGCACCAAGAGAAAAAUAAAGCGGGAAGAUUCUUCGAUGUGAGCCAUCUCGCUACACUUAGAAAUCUUGCAGCUGAGAUCAACGGCAUCCUUGAGCAAGUCAAGAAACUUCGCGAAAACAAUCAACAAGCUUUUCAGCCCACUAAAUCGAUACCGUGAAAACGAGCAAGUUGAACCACCUGUACUCACUCAAUUAACGGAAAACGACGUAUUACAUCGGGAUCUGGCAGAUGCACAGAGUGAGGAACAGAACAGUGAUUACGAUAACAAUGCCGAUCCGGAGACGAGACACCCUUUUUUCGUGAGGAUGGUGAUGAAGAGGAUGAGGAAGAAGGACCCGAUUUGAAGAGAGACCCACCUAGACGAAGAGUG
Molecule: messenger RNA, 672 nt
Organism: Nicotiana tabacum (common tobacco)
Lineage: Eukaryota; Viridiplantae; Streptophyta; Magnoliopsida; Solanales; Solanaceae
Source: RefSeq, a predicted model, not a curated record